This is a messenger RNA of Vanessa atalanta (red admiral), 3515 nucleotides long. It is a transcript of the gene Reck, whose product is annotated as reversion-inducing cysteine-rich protein with Kazal motifs. Gene Ontology annotation, molecular function: protein binding; metalloendopeptidase inhibitor activity. Gene Ontology annotation, cellular component: plasma membrane. The record is from RefSeq and is a predicted model, not a curated record. The coding region runs from base 258 to 3098 and encodes 946 amino acids. The transcript is spliced from 18 exons. Lineage: Eukaryota; Metazoa; Arthropoda; Insecta; Lepidoptera; Nymphalidae. Gene Ontology annotation, biological process: extracellular matrix organization.
GUAAGGUUGUGGGAGAGGUGGCGAUCUGACGUCAUAAAAAGCCCGCGAAGUGCGUAGUUAUUUUACGGAUUAUUUGUUAUGAAUUAACUGUGCUUUUUGUGUUUGUUUUAAAAAAAAAAUAACAAAAUGUGAUAACUUAUUUUUAUUUGCAUUUGAAAUAUUUAGUGUUGUGAAUAAACAUUGUUCGUAUAAAUUAUCAGGAUAUUUAAGAAAAAUAUAGAUGGCCCGAAGGUAGAGAAGAGGGAUGUCAUGCAAACAUGGCCAGCAGAAAGAGAAUAAAAGCAGAAGAUGGAAGUUGGUGGAGGUCCAGGUUACUCUUUGCAGCCAUCACUCUUGCAAAUGCUAAUGCCCAAGAUAUAUCGGCGUGCUGCGAUAAAGCCGUGGGGACAUGUCGGAGUGUUUGCGAGAAGAUGUCCCUCGUGGAGAUAGCGUCGGACUCUGCAAUGCGAGAAGAGAGAAUUCAAAACAUUUAUAAGUUUUGUACGCCCCCGCAUUUGAUAGAAUUUUGGACAUGCAUGAAUCAAACUAUUCAAGAAGUAGUGUCAGGAUCCAGUUGGUGGGGUCGAGCGUGUUGUGCAUUAGGACAUUCGUCCCGCUGUCGUCACGCUUGUGCGACCGCGGCCGAUGCGACAGCUUUAGCGGAACCAUGUCGUCGUUCCGAUGAGAUAGCUUUCUUUGACUGCGUGCAGCGACAGCAGGAAGCGCAGUGGUGUUGUUCCCAAACUCAAUCAUUAAGUUGUCACGAGGCCUGUCAACGUGCAGUAUGGCGAGUUGGUCAGACACGAGCCGACAGUGGCGCGAGAGAGAAGGCAAUAGAAAUGUGUGAGCAGUCACCGCCUUUACUUCACUGUAUGAGAGAUCUAACAGCAUCCACCGUGCAUACAGAUACAUCUAAGUAUUUGCCUUGCUGUCACGAAUCUCCAAGUCAAGAAUGUCGAAGCACCUGUGAGUUAGUGCUCCGUAGAACUGGAGAAUCUCAAGAGAUAGCAGAGGCAUUGUCGCAGGAGUGUGGAGCACCCGCCAUCCACGACGGCAUGUGGCAAUGUUUCCUCAGAAAGGAUGCGCCCCCCGAAACCAAAGAUGUUAUACCUCACGAUGUAGCUAAACUUCAUUGCUGUCAAAAGGGCGCCACCAUUAACUGCAGGAGAUUGUGUUUUAAUACGUUCAACAACGGUUGGCAGUUAAAUUGGCAGAAGUUUUAUACAGAGUGUCUUGGAGAUCCUCAGGAGACGGAAAUGGCAGAGUGUAUAGAAGAAGUGGAAGCACCAUGUUCACUCGGCUGUGGAGGUUUAACGUAUUGCAGUCAAUUAAACAACAGACCUACAAGUCUUUUCCGCUCCUGCUCAUCUCAGGCAGAUCUUGAUGCUCAUCUGGCGGUAGCCGAACAAAAGGGCAGUGGACACGUGACGGUAGCAGGAGUCCAGUUACCAUUAAAAAAUUCGACUCAAUGUACCGCCGAUGUGUGGAAGAGUGUAGCAUGCGCCCUACAUGUCAAACCUUGUACACCAAAGGGCCACAGCAGCCUGCUGUGCAGCGAGGACUGCAAGCGGCUGGUGUCGUCGUGCGUGGAGUGGUCGCGCGCGCCGCUGUCGGGCGCGGCGCUGUGUGCGCGCCUCACGCCGCGCAGCGACGCCGCGCCCUGCGUCUCGCUGCGGGACUUCAUGAGCCCCAGUACAGAACCACCUCUGCUCUCAGCGUUGGAAAUGAUCACAUCUCCGUGUGCUGGGUCUCCUUGCAACGCGACUCAAGUGUGUGUUGUCAACAGGAAUUGUCUUCAAGGAGGAUCAUGCUCAAGAUACACUUGUGUGGACGGCUGUACACUCGGUGAUGGAAGUACGUACGUGGUUCCCAUCGGAUCCUGGGUUAGAGUUCCCAUGCCCUGUGCUUCGCAGAAAGUCUGCAUCAAGAUUUGUCGCUGUAGCAAUCGAGGACUAUCUCACUGUCAACCUUUGCCAAGCGUAGCUUUGGAUAAUUGCCGUCUUCAUGAUAAAAUCGUUAAACAUGGUGAGAAGUACUACAUGGAGUGCAACGCGUGCGUGUGCGUGGCGGGCGAGCGCGUGUGUGCGCGGCGCGCGUGCGGGCGGGCGGCGCUGCUCACGGGGCUGCCCUGCAACUGCCCGCCGCACCACCUGCCCGUGCACUCGCCCGGCCGCCUCUACCCCAACGCCUGUCUCGCCAAGUGCGCGGGCGCGACGGACGCGGAGAUCGAGUUCGGGUCUCGCGGCGCGUGCGCGGGCGCGGCGUGCGCGCGGCGCCACGCGUGUCUGCCCGCGCGCUCCGUGUGCCUGUCGCGACUGCAGGCCGCCUGUCCGCAGCACAAGUGCGUAAACACUACAAGUUGCAACACUCAGCCCGCAGCGCCGGUGUGCGACACCGACGGACACACACACUCUAACCCCUGCCAUCUCGUUAUGAGUGGGAGAAAACUCGCCUACUGGGGACAAUGUUUAAGAGGAUGUUCAUCUAGUGUUACUGUUUGCGGUGUGAACGGCGUAACGUACUCAUCUGAAUGUGCUGCGUGGGCUGAAUAUGUUAGUGUUGAUUACAUAGGACCCUGCUAUGCUGUUGGGCCCAUCUCAGACCUCAUGGAACCCAAGUGCCAAUUUGAUAGGAUAAUUUGUCCUCCAUUAAAGAAACAGGACUGCUUAGGUUUCACUGCACCAGGCGCUUGCUGCCCUAAAUGUGGUGGAGCUCUGAGAAUACUUUAUUCGAAAAAGCAAAUAGACAGAGCACUUUACGGUACUAAUAUAUCAGCGACAGUCAUUAACUUACACAAUGUAUUAUCAGCUCUGGAUCGACACGUGAAAGUCGCCGAAUGUGCUUUAAGAGGAUAUCUCACAAUCGAAAUGGAAAUCUUUGUAACUGUUGAAACGAUUUUGAAAAAUCCAACUGAUCUACAGUUGCAUGUGUGCGUUUUGGAAGCCGAAAAGUUGGCUGAUCUCAUCAAUCGAGAAAGUGCUUUAAUAACCAGUGAUUUAGGAUUAAGUGCGUUAUCUUAUGCCCUAACUGUUCACACACACCCAACGCAAGGAGCAUCUACUAUAAGUAUAUCUAUUGUUUUAUUAAUUUUAUGUUUCAGCGUAUUCUAUCUAAGAUAAAACUUAACGAUGACUGUAUAUAAAGUUAUAUUGUAAAUAGAAAUUGUAAAUAUGGAACGUUAAACACCAAAUAUAUUAGCGUUAUCGUAGUAUUUGAGAUUAUAAAUGCUUUGGUCUGCUUUACCUCGGGCACAUUCGAUGUUGUAGUAUUGUAAUGUUGUGAGUUAAACGUGCCAUUUUGAGUAGUUUUAUAUAUUACUAGAUGCCUUUAUUUGCAAUUUUAUUGUAACAAUACAUUCUAUAGACUGAAACAAGCAUUUGUAACAAAUUUACAAAAGACAUUGUACGAAGUAAUAUAGUCUUUAUACCAAAUAUAUGAAGCAGUUAUUUUUGUUGUUUUGUUGACAUGAAUAUUUCGAUAUAAGAGAAAUGUAUUUAUGCGCUUAGAACUGAAUUAAAAUAAUAAUCGGUUCAUGA